AUGUCUCAUGAGAUUCUGUACCGAAAAAAGAGACACGGUGUAACGGUGCUUUUGGACCUGAAAGCCUUUUAUGAGAAUGUCUCUCACCACACUUUUGUGGCCCAGGCCCUUGCCCUUGAGGUACCCCCGCUCAUUUUAAAUGCUGCAAUCUCACUUUACAGUGCGCCGAGAUGGAUCAGUGCUGAAAAAUGUAUCUCUGGGCCUAUCAAGCCGACGAAGGGCUUGGUAGCUGGUUGCCCCUUUGCCCCGGGACUCAGCAAGAUCCCCUUUGACAGCAUUUUACGCCCGGCAUGGAAUACGGGGCUAGCCAAAACCAUUGACCUUUAUGUCGAUGACACCAGUUUUGACACUGAAGCUGCUAGCCCUGAGCUAGCUGCGCGAAGGGCAGCGCAGCUGUACAAAGCUGUGGUGGGGGGCUUAGAGCAAGCUGGACUUCCCAUCAGCAUUGGCAAGACGGCCUUUGUGUGUUCGUCAAGGAAGGUUGAGGCUGCCUUAAAAGGGUACCUUCCUGCGUCUGAACAAAUCAAGGAUGCUGCCAAGGACUUGGGCAUUGAUUGCACUGCUGGUCGAAGGAGACGUAUCCCGGUGCACCGGAAAAGGUUUGGUAAGGGGGUUAGGCGCAUGUCGCUGGGUUCGGUGGAUCUGACGAUCGACCAUGCCGCACCUAAGCGACCGGACCCGGCUUACACGAUUAUCUCCCAGCACUUCAAAGCGAUCCACCGGUUGCUGUGUUUUAUCCCUGACAGGCAAAAACAGCAUUUUGAGGACAUACUGCCUGACAUGUGGAUGGAGUACCAGCAAGCCGAAAAUCCCUGGAAGCGCGCUGCUGGUCCAGUAGGGGCACUGCUGUGUUACCUGGUUGACUUGGGUUGGACCCCGGUCAGUGCAUCAGCAUGGAAAUGCCCGGAAGACACAUGUCAGAUCACCACUAAGGUCGGCAUGCACCAUCUACUGUGCUCCCUUGCCUUGGAAACGGAUAGGUGGAGGCAUACUCGCAUUGCCCAGCAGGAUUCCCUCUCGCCCCUCUUGACUGGAAUCGAUUGGCACCCGCUCAAAAAGCUUAGAAGUAGGCUGCCGCCGCAGCACAAAACAUCGCUCAUGGCGGUGUGGCAGGGUGCAAUCCGGGCAGACCCAUGUGCGACCUGCCUCACGUGUGGAUGCGCUGCAACUUUGAAUCAUGUGCUAUGGGAGUGUUCCUGGUGGCUAACCAACCUCCCAGAGCCCCCUGCUUUUGAAAGAUUCAGAAAAGAGUGGCCGAUUUCCUCCUUAUGGUCUAGGGGGAUGACCCCGGCCACCUCCUACCCUGACGAUGGCCAAUGGGUGCGCACAACGGGGGCGUGGAAUGAAUCUCAGCUCAUCAGUGGAGAAGGGGUUUAUUUUGCCACCGAUGGCUCCCCAGGCCGAUCCAAGGAUGUCCGAUUCCAUCGCUACACGUGGGCUGCAAUUGCCUUUAGACUGGAUGAUGCUGAACCUGCUGUUAUUGCAACGGCGGUUGGUACCUUGCAAACCCCGCUUUCGGUGUUCCGGGCGGAGGCGGCUGCUGUUAAAUUUGUUGCCGAGCACACUCAAGGGGAUGUUGACCUCACAAUGGAUUGUAAAGGGAUUCUCCCUAGGAUCCAGGGGAAACCUUCCAUCCAUUCGGCUGAUCUUUUCGAGCCCAUCAGGGAGCAUUCCCACAGAAUCCGCCCCACUUGGAUUGCGUCGCACCUUUCGGUUCCCAAGUUCAUUGCGCGGUUUGGUGCCAACCAACUCUGGCGCAGGCGGGCCAAUGAGCUGGUCGACCGCCUGGUGGGUGAAGCGGCUGAACAAAGAAGAGAUCCCAUCUAUGAGUCCAGCAUCAAGAAGCUGGAUGCUGUGAUCACUCAGGUCAACACCUUGUUGGCCAAGCGCUCUGCAGCCCUUUUCUCUUAUGACAAGGACCAGGGCCCUCAGGUGCAGUGGCCGGAUGAGGACCAGCGGAAAGCUCGGGCGAAGCCUCGUGUUCGUGAUUCUGCUGUCAUCAAAACGAAGAAAUUUUCAAAGGAAAAGGGACCUAAUAAGCGGCUGCAACUUGAAAACUUGAUUGCUGGUAAACAACAGCUAGGGCAUGCUUGGGUUGAAGGGAGUCGGAAGCCGUCUAAUCUGACUGCUAAAUGUUCGAAGUGUGGACUGUAUAUCCAGCAGACAGACCCCAUUCAUGCCUUCUCCGUUAAGUCCUCGCACCCGUGCCUUGGAGUCCCAGCUGACCCCCCCCCAUGGGGCCCUCACCCUGACCACGUGUGGGUUAAUUUGGGGGUGUCGUGGGUUUGUUCCAAGUGUGACAGGAUGGUCAAGGUAGGAGCCCGCAAAAUUCCCUCUUGGAUUGGCCAACCCUGUAAGCCUAAUGUGAGUAAAGCUGCAACGGCUAGUUCCAAAAAGGCGAAGGAGGUGACUGACACUGGUGUUAGGAGUGUGAAGUCUUUCUUCCAGCCUACGGCCAGUCAGGAACCACAUGCCCGGAACGUGCUCCCGAAACCGAAACCCAAAUCAAAAUCGAAGCAGUCUGGGCUGAACCCCCCGCCUCCUAGGCGGAGAAGGGUGGAACCACAGGACGAGCAAGCCCCUGAGCCCGGGCCACAACACGUGCAACCCCCUGAGCCCUUGGUGGAUAACCAGGCUCAGGGGAUGAGGAAUCCUGGAGUCGUGCUUCGGGAAAAUCCUCAGCUUGAGCAGCACAAUCCUGUGCACCGCCCCCCAGCCGUGGUGGCAAACCAGGCUGAGAGGGAUGAAGCUCCUGGAAUUGUCCUUCGGGAGAAUCCCCAUGCACCUGGGGCUGGUCCGGUUUUGGGUGCCCCAGACCAGGACAGCUGCUCUGAAGAAAGCGAGGAGGAGCCAAUGGUGCCUGAUCCCAUUGUGCAUCCGGAGCCUCCCCCAGCACCGCCAGCUGCGCCUAUGCUGCCCGCCCCGUUGAACUUUGAUGCUAUGGAUCAGGAAGCGGGCGCAGCCUUUGCUAUUGCUGAGAGGGCUCGCAAUACCAAGCCAGGCUUGGUGGCUUUCAAAUCCGAUCUGGGCUAUGCUGGUGUCUUCCAGGCCCUCCCCAAGGACCUGAUCCACGUGUGGUUCAAUGACACGGGGGACAGCACUGCGGCGUAUAUCCACAAUGGAAGAACCAGGUACGGAUAUGAUGUUGGCGGUGGCUACGUCUUGAAGGUUGGGACGAAGCAGGCGUUUGGGGAUGAGGUGGCGAUUUCGGCCUUGCUUCCUAAGGUGGCAGCCACCAUCAUUGGGGCUGGAUCAACGACACUGCAGGUGCUGCUCUCUGGGCGACCAUGGGAGUUCAGGUCCCAUUUGGUGGCUUGCUAG
Symbiodinium natans is the source of this 3321-nucleotide messenger RNA. The record is from the annotation of a GenBank genome assembly. NCBI's taxonomy places the organism in Eukaryota, Dinophyceae, Suessiales, Symbiodiniaceae.